AUGGUCUCGCUCGCUGGCUCCCAGAUCCCCUCGCCCUCGCCGGGGCAGAGCCCCUGCGCGGCCGCACGGCCGCAGCGCCGCCAGGGCCACUCCAUGCGCACCAUCCGCUCCGCGCUGCUGCAGCCGGACUCCUCCCCGGGGUCCACGUCCCCGGCCCCGCGCGACGGCGGCGCCGACGCGGGCGACUCGGACAUUGAGAACCUCACCGACUCCGUCAUCGACUUCCACCUCCGCGAGCUCGCCGCCACCGCGGGGCCCGCGCACCCGGCGGCCGUCGCCAAGUCGUCCUCCGCCAUCAACGCCGCCGCCACGGAGCUGCUCGACCUGUCGCGGGACUUCUCCGACUACUCCAGCUUCAACUCCGACAUCUCCGGGGAGCUCGAGCGCCUCGCCGCUGCUGCGGGCGCGGCGCCGCCAAGAUCCGACGCGACGGACGCCGCCGCCGUGGAUCUGAACGACCUCGAGUCCAUGGAUCUGUCGGCGGACGCGGCGCCGCUGGAGCGCGUGGAGCCGUUCGUGCUGGCGUGCGUGCAGGCGCUGGGGCCUGACGCCGGGCCGGACGCGCGCCGCGCCGCCGCGGCCAGGAUACGCCUGCUGGCGAAGCACCGGUCCGACAUCCGCGAGCUGAUCGGCGUGUCGGGCGCCAUCCCGGCGCUCGUGCCGCUGCUGCGGAGCACCGACCCCGUGGCGCAGGAGAGCGCGGUCACCGCGCUGCUCAACCUCUCGCUCGAGGAGCUGAACCGCUCCGCCAUCACGGCGGCGGGCGCCAUCAAGCCGCUCGUCUACGCGCUGCGCACCGGCACGGCGCCGGCCAAGCAGAACGCCGCGUGCGCGCUGCUCAGCCUCUCGGGCAUCGAGGAGAACCGCGCCACCAUCGGGACCUGCGGCGCCAUCCCGCCGCUCGUGGCGCUGCUCUCCGCGGGCUCCACGCGCGGCAAGAAGGACGCGCUCACCACGCUCUACCGCCUCUGCUCCGCGCGUAGGAACAAGGAGCGCGCCGUCAGCGCCGGCGCCGUCGUGCCACUCGUGCACCUCAUCGGCGAGCGCGGCAGCGGCACGUGCGAGAAGGCAAUGGUGGUUCUGGGGAGCCUCGCGGGCAUCGCCGACGGCCGCGAAGCCGUGGUGGAGGCUGGCGGGAUCCCCGCGCUGGUUGAGGCCAUCGAGGACGGCCCUGCCAAGGAGAAGGAGUUCGCCGUGGCGGCGCUGCUGCAGAUGUGCUCCGAUUCCCCGCAUAACCGUGCGCUUCUUGUACGCGAGGGUGCCAUCCCGCCACUUGUCGCGCUAUCGCAGUCCGGCUCUGCCCGUGCCAAGCACAAGGCUGAGACUUUGCUUGGCUACCUGCGGGAGCAGCGGCAAGGGGUUGGCUGCAGAGCUGGAGCAGUUGCAGCUACUAGCUUGGCUAGGUAA
Messenger RNA from Miscanthus lutarioriparius, 1407 nucleotides. Lineage: Eukaryota; Viridiplantae; Streptophyta; Magnoliopsida; Poales; Poaceae. The record is from the annotation of a GenBank genome assembly.